GAUUGAGGAUUCCUUUCCCGUUUCAAGUUUCCACUUUUCAGUAAUAAUGGCGCAUUUGUUGAAGGUGGAUAUAUUCCUGUAAAAUUAGUGUGUUAACAGUGUAGUGAAGUGAAAAUAAACUGUUUUGAUGCCUUAUCACAGGCGCUUGUGUGUCAAAAUGCCGGAUUACGACGACGAGGUGACCGUCGUGGACGUGUAUGACUUGGCGUCGGACAUUGGUAAAGAAUGUGAAAUAAUUAUCGAGAAAUAUGGCCCUGAAGCUGUAACGGCUCUAUUGCCCAAAGUGAUAAACACACUGGAACUAUUAGAAAACCUCGCCGUACGGAAUGAAAAGGAAAACCAGGCGCUGCACGAGUUGACGGCGAAGAUAUCGCAGCUAGAAAACGAUAAGAUAGAAAAGGCAGAAUACAGACAACGGUUCGAAAAGGAAAUUGAAGCCAUCGAAGAGCAAUGGCGAACAGAGUCGGCAGAUUUGGUAACAGCAGUCGCACGCUUACAAGAAGAGAACAAACGCUUAAGACGGACCUUAAACUCACCGGCUGCAGAUGGCACAAGCGCUCCACCAUCGCCGGCCAGGGAGCACGACCAGGAGGUGUUGUCUCGACUCAGCAGCACGGCCGAGAAGCAGCGGGCCACGCUGCGCCGACAGGAGAACCAGCUGCAGGAGAAACAGCAGAUGAUUGAAAGUUUGACGAAUCAAGUGGAGAAGUAUGCGCAGGUCGCGAGGGAUCUCCGACGGAAGCACAAGCAGCUACAAAAUCAGUUGCGGUUAGUAUGCGAGGAGCGGUCGGAGCUGUCCGCGAUCGUGCAGUCGCAGCAGAGGGACCUGGCCGCUAUACAGCAGUCGGACGCACAGAACAAGUGCACAUCAUGCGGCGUGGCGCUGGCGGACGGCGGCGACGACGAGGACCAGUCGUCGAAGCCGACGUUCAGCGUGCGCGAGCUGCGCGCCAUACUACACGAGCGGAACGAGCUCAAGACCAAGCUCAUCCGGGCCGAGGAGCAGCUGCAGGCGAUGCAGGUCGAGCCACAGCCUGACAGUACGAGCUCAGCAGACACGUCGCCAUCAAUAAGCACUACGGCGGCGGACGACGAGGCCCCCGUGCAGGGGCCCCUGCCCGCCGAACCCGACGACGCCCCGUGGAAGAGGAACAGCGGCAUCAGGAAGUUGUGGCUUCUGUGGCUGUUGCGAUGUACAAUAAAAAAGUUCACAAGAUCCAACAGCACGGAAAAUUAAUCGUAUUUAUUCUGAAUAUGAACUUUGCAUUCCAUUUUUGAAAAUGUGUUUAUUUUUAAUGUUUUAUGCUGUGUGCUUACUUUAACUGUGAUUUUAAUACUUGAGUUUUAAUGUUACUGAAUAGCUGUUGAAGGCUCGAUUAUAGCUCUGAUAGAAGCUCGUUAGCGGCCUAACUUCCAAUUUUACUAACCGACUUCCAAAAAGGAGGUUCUUGUAUUUUAUCUCUCGACCUAACGGCGUAGUUGUCGUAUUUUAGUACCACUGCUUAGUCGGAGUAUUCCAAAACAGUAGCUCGACAAUAAACAUUACAAAAGACAGACUUCUAGAUGUAGCAACUUUAAAUCUAGACAGUAGGUACGUCAAAUUUUUAUCUACAAACUCUUGCAGAAUAAUAAGACUAAACACCACCUCAUUAUAGAAAAUAGUUAUAGGAAAAAUAUAUCAGGGAAAGUUCAGAACUUCAGAGUCUGAAGUUCAGACACAGGGUAGGUUCGGAUCAUUUAAGUUAACGCAAAAGGCGAGACUGCACUAGUCGACACUUCGCUGUAGCCGAGCGACAUAGAAUUGACGUUUUGUGUCGCGUAGCGUCGCUACCGCGCAGUGCAGCUUGCAUGCGAUUUCAUAAAGAAUAUUAUGCCGUGACGUGUCGUGUCGCUUUGCUGCAGUGGAGGUACGCCCAGUGCGGUCUCAUCUUGAAUGAGCAAAUAUUCUAUUGCCUAGCUUAAUAUGGCGUAGAUAUCGUACCGUGGUAUCAGGCGAAUAAAAAUCUUGAUCUAGCAUUACUUAUCUUGAAUAAUUGCCCGCACUUACCCUGUUUUCACUUACCCUGACUCCUACUGUUGUUUAUCAAUUCGCUUGUAGUAUUUUGUAGCUUUAAGUUAGUAAACGACCUUUAUUUACUGAAGAUGUAUUUAUUAGCUUUACUCAUAAUAUAUCCUAGACGUGGAGUCUUUGUUAUCGCAUAGAACUACUGUAGGUACGGUUUCCUUGGCUAUGAAGUGGUUUAUAUGUCAUGUGAUGGGCGUCAGACCCGGAAUUUUUGCGUGAUCGCGCUUGUGCCAAUUUUAAAAAUGGAAUUUGUAGUUUUUAAGCCCGAUUUUUUCAAAAAUAAUAAUUGGUGUUAGCAUUCCUGUUCAAUCUAUGUAACCAGUUGCUGCUUUUAGCGUGUAUCUUUUUGUCGUGUUUUGCAAGUAUGUCCCCAAUCUAAACUUUUUUUUAAAUUACUUAAUUAAAUUACUGGCGCCUAACGAAAACUAGUCAAGUACUCGGUUCUAGGUUCUGUAAUUAGAUGUAAGCUUUAUUUUGUAGACGGGGGAGUGUCAGUAGCGGACCUAACCCAGUGCAUCAAAACUCCUGUAACUCCCCCGUCGGUUUACGGCCGUUCCCAAUAUUCAAUCUAGCUCUGGUUUGACAUACAUGAU
Aricia agestis (brown argus) is the source of this 2658-nucleotide messenger RNA. RefSeq names its product RILP-like protein homolog (gene Rilpl). Lineage: Eukaryota; Metazoa; Arthropoda; Insecta; Lepidoptera; Lycaenidae. Gene Ontology annotation, cellular component: ciliary basal body; cytoplasm. Gene Ontology annotation, molecular function: protein dimerization activity. The record is from RefSeq and is a predicted model, not a curated record. Gene Ontology annotation, biological process: cilium assembly. The transcript is spliced from 8 exons. The coding region runs from base 128 to 1237 and encodes 369 amino acids.